This is a messenger RNA of Scedosporium apiospermum, 858 nucleotides long. RefSeq lists its product as uncharacterized. The transcript is spliced from 3 exons. The record is from RefSeq and is a predicted model, not a curated record. Bases 1 to 858 code for a protein of 285 amino acids. Lineage: Eukaryota; Fungi; Ascomycota; Sordariomycetes; Microascales; Microascaceae.
AUGCAUUCACUUGCGCGGGCUCUCCUGGCUUCGGCAACUCUCGCGUUCGCUCGCCCCCAGGGCGUCAUCAUCAGCGCAAAGGGGACUCUCGGAACUAGUGUUGGCAUGGCCGUUGACAUUAACAACCCGGCCGACGCGAAUUUCAUCUCCCAGGAAGAGACCGUGCGCAAUGUCGUGAACGCGUGCGGACGAACCCUCCUGAAGGGCGGCAUCAGCCAAUCUGGUGAAACCGAGAAGAUUAUCGCCGCAGGCACCUUCACCAGGGUGGAGAAGGGCGGCGACCUUACCGUCACCAUCAGCCAACGCACCGCCGAGGGCUCUGGUCCCUUUACCUGCGACCUUGACGAAGCCAGUAAUGUUCUCGGUGUCUCGGGGCAAACACCUCUUACCGUCCAACAAGACAGCGCCGAGUUCGGAACUGGCAACUUGACGUUGACGGUUACAAUGCCUGCCAACUUGACUUGCAUCGGAGGGUCGACCGGAAACUUCUGUACCGUUCGUUGCCGAAACGAACAGAACUUCGGAGGAUGCAUUGCCGUUCAGCAAACCGAUGUCACUCCCAAUGUGAACGUCCCCGAUGAAAUCGUCAGCGCAGAGUUCGAGGACGACAUCAAUGCCCAGAUCGAGCAGAAUAAAAAGGACUUGGCAGCUGCUCAAGCCGGUCUUGCAUCAGCAGCCACUACUGACGAGCAGGGAAUUGAGAUCGCCAAAGCCAUUCUGGGAUCCGCCGUUAAUGUUGGUGGAGCAGCCGCCACAACUACUUCGGCUACCGCCACUCCGACGGGUAGGAGAGGCCGCAACCGCAACAGGCUUGGCAAUGGCAGAUCUGGACGAAAUAGGAAUAAUAGGUUCAACUGA